Molecule: messenger RNA, 3212 nt
Organism: Paramuricea clavata
Lineage: Eukaryota; Metazoa; Cnidaria; Anthozoa; Malacalcyonacea; Plexauridae
Source: the annotation of a GenBank genome assembly
AUGGCGUCGUCGACAACAUCGCGUAAACGAAAACGAAAUGAAGAGGAUGAAGAUGAAGAGAAACAAGGAAGCCCUUUCGAAAUCAGUGACGAACAACUGGAGGACAUAGUACGUAUGAUUCGUACUACUCGAAACACCCGUGUACCCGCGCAAAUAUUUAAUGCUGAAUUAGUACGUGUGAAUACACGUUUUAAUCAUAGCGAAUAUAUAUACAAUAUUAAUGUAAGCAGUCAUAAUAUGAGUACACUGCCCGAACUUCUUGAUAAUAUGCAUAGGGUUUCUCAGUAUUUAAUUAACGUUAUACUGAAUUAUAAAGCUAAAUCGAGUAAGGACAAAGCACAUUUCUAUAUCUCUAAGGCACCGAAAACACCGUUUUCCACAGCUAUUCUUAAUGUUGAAGAUUUUACAUCGCAAUUAUUUUUUAAUAUUUUCGAACGACACAUGCAAAGCAAUGCGGAAGAAAGAGGUGAUCAACAACGGAUGGUAGAGACUCGUGAGUAUCUAUAUUUUUCUCAACACGUACGUCACAUCAAAAGCGGUAAAACGUCAGCGCACCUCAUCGCGUAAUGUGUAUAAAUAUAUAGGCAAAAAUACUAGCGAAGCGGGUAGUGCACGACGUACGGUACAGAAACAUGGUCGGGAAACUAGGAACGGGGUAUUUCAGGUGGUUGCAGGUAAUGUGAAACAAAAUUGUUUUCAAUACGCUAUACUUGUGGGUAAAUCCUUUUUACAAAAAGACGAACGAUUUAAAAUACUCCAUAGCAAUAGAAACGCUGAUCUUAUGAAACUAUAUACGUGCGACGAAAUUACGAACGUCUACGAAACUGCAGGCGUGUGUGUUGGUCCGGUACGAGUUGAGCAAUGUCGAUUGUUUUACGAAAAAUAUUUAUUUCCGGAUAAAAUUGAUCUUGUUGUCUUUUCAAAAUCUCAACAUGAUAAUAUUGUUUAUGAUUCACGACUAAAUACCGACGGUGUUCUCCAUCGUAUUACAAACAACGUGAUUUUUUUAUGGUUAAACGACGCACAUUAUGGUUUGAUUUUAUCGCCAAGAACCUUUUCACGUUUUAAUCUAGCACGAUUUUGUUUUCAAUGCAUGCGGUAUUAUAGAAAUACUGAAAAUCAUCAAUCGCACGUGUGUAGAACCGAAUUUACCUGUAAGAAUUGUUAUUCGCACGACAAUACUUGUGCUACAGAGCAUGAUUUUAAAUAUAAUAUAACGAAUGUCAUGUGCUAUUCUAUAAUCGUAAUUGUUUUCAAAAGCAUUUAACGCAACGUGUUUUUCGUAAUUCCUGGGGUACAUACGUUACGCCGUGCAUGUAUUUUUUCUUUUGUCUUACAUGUCAUAAGAGGGUAGCUAGGUCGUAUGCAGAAAAUGAGUACAAAAAAAGCCACAAAUUAAAGCAUAAAUGUCAUCAGUAUUAUUGUGCACAUUGCAAUAAGAUAAAGGAUAAAAAUCAUCAGUGUUACAGAAAAUACAUAAAAUUCCGAAAAAAUGUGAUUUACCCCUUACUUUAUUUUUACGAUUGUGAAACACGUCUUGAUCCUUCGACUGGCUAUAUGCUUCCUUUCUAUAUUGUGUUGUACAAAAAGUUUGUGAUCAAUGUGUUCAAAAAGCGUUUGAAAAAUCCACAGAGAAUUUUAUUGCGCACAGUACGGACGACGCUCAUUGCGAUAUCAGCGUGAAAAGUGUACCGUCGGUGGUUAUCGUCAAUAUGUUUUCGAGAACAGCAACGAAAACAUCGUGAAUAUUUUAAUAGAUUUCAUGUUAGAUCAACCCGAAGAUAGCGUGUGGAUUGCACAUAAUGGGGGAAGAUUCGACAGUGUUUUUUUAUUACGUGAAUUGCUUACUAAACGAGGAAUUGUACCCAAACUAAUCAUGAACGGUAAUAAGAUAAUGUAUAUGGAAAUUGAACAGCGAAAAAUAAAAAUUAUCGAUAGUUAUUUGUUUUUAGCCAUGCGUUUAAGUAAAAUUCCCGAAGCAAUGGGUAUUUGCAAGACUCAUAAAAAAUAUUACGGGUAUUUUUCCAUUUUAUGAUCGUACAUGUCAUACGAUUGCCGGUCUCGCGUUGAAAAUUUAUCGUAGUAAUUUUUUAACAGAAAACACAAUUGGGCAAAUUCCUGCUGCGGGUUAUGGUGGGAAUGUCAAUCAAAGUGUGAUCGCUUUAUGUUGGCUAAACGAAUUUGAGAAAGAACUUGAAGAGAUCGGGCAUACACUAAGAAGUAAAUUGUCGCCCGAAGGCGAGAUGUCCCUUGUAAAUCGACCCGUUGACGGAUACUGUACAGAAACUCGUACAAUCUAUCAAUUUCACGGUUGUUUUCUUCAUGGUUGUAAUAAAUGUUUAUUUUCUACGCGAAUGAACUCGGCGUACGACACAACUUUUUGAAAAUUCAGGUUAUCGUGUUAUUGAAAAAUGGGAAUGCGAUUAUAUGCGUGAGGGUAAAAUAACAAGAAGUCUAAUUACGCAAUACGUCAGAGUAAAUAUUUUGUUUAUUUAAAUUUAAAUGCACGCGAUGCGUUAUUUGGUGGGCGUAUGUCGCCGGCUAAAUUAUAUCAUGAUUCUUUGAUGCUUAAAAUUCGUUAUGUGGACUUUACGUCUUUAUAUUCGUUUGUUCAGAAAAAAAUAUCGUUAUCCGACGAAACAUCCCGAGAUUAUUCGCGGUGUGAUGAAAUGUAGUAAAAUUGAUGUGCACAAAAUUUUCGGAUUAAUUAAAUGUAAAAUUUUACCGCCGAGAAAUACGUUGUUUCCCGUUUUACCAGUUCGUUUCCAUUAUGUGCCACGUGUGCCGAAAAACAACAAUGUACACAAUGUAAACACACCGAUGAACAGCGUGCACUAUAUGGCACGUGGACAAGUGUCGAAGUACACAAAGCUUUGGAGCACGGAUACAAGAUACUUACGAUUUAUGAAAUUUAUCAUUUUCCCAAUAGUAAAAAAAAUUUCGAUUUAUACGUUGAUACGUUCAUGAAUUUAAAACAAGAAAGUAGCGGCGUACCUAAAACCUGUUUUAAACCCGACGGUGAAUUAGACGAAGUGAAAUUACGUAAAUACAUUGAUGAAUAUGCCGAGCAUGAACAUGUCUACUUGGAUCGUGCCAACAUAAGUUAUAAUCCGGGUCAAAGAACGGUUAUGAAAGCUUUGUUAAAUUCGUUAUGGGGUAAAUUGGCACAAAACGAAGACACGAGCAUUGUAUCGUCUGUGGACUCAUUAUAG